AGAGGACCCAAAAUAAGACCAUUGGACAAGAGGAAACACUCAAAUGUAAAAAAAACUAUCCACAAAAGUCCAAAACAAUGAUAAUGGAUCAAAUGGAGACAAUUUCUAAUUGCAUAGAAUGUGGGGUUUUUUUUUCCGAAUAUGCCUGCCAGAUGCAUUGUUGCAGGUUGUAGCAAUAAAACUAAAAAAGUUCCAAAUGACGGGAAUAUGAAGAAAGUACGGACCUCUCCAGUCAGAAUGGGACGGACCAAGCGAGAGGAGUACAGUUUGCAGCCAUUAUUUGAAUGAUUCCUACUUCGAAGAAGAAGGCUUUUGGGUCAGAGUUUGGAUGCGAAAAAUAUAAAAGACUCAAGCCAAAUGCGAUCCCGGAAAUCAGGAUCACCCUCAAGGGGAGAAAGACCAAAAAUGAGAGAAAAAGAAGGUGCUGAUAUAAUGAAGAUAAAGCGGCUGUGCAUGUUUUGCGACGUAGAACCAACCAGCUGCAACGGCCGAGGAAGCUGCAAGGUGGAGUGUGGCAUCACUUCCAUUUGUGCCCACGAUGAUGAAGUGUGUGUCGCUGUUUGGAGGAAAAAAGACGACAAUGUCACAUUUGACACGGUCUGCCAUAACCCAGCUGACAAGCUGUAUGGUCUGGUCCUGGAGGACUACAACAAUAGCAAGUGUGAGAUGAAAGAAAGGCAGGGUAUGGGCUCAUCCUUUUUCAUCUGCUCCUGCUCUGAGGAUGAGUGCAACCGCGAUAUCAUCUUUAACUCUUACGUGGACUCUCAGGUUGCUGUCAUCUUGGUGAGCCUGGUUCCUCUGCUGGUCAUGGCUAUAUUGGUGAUUUCUUCCUUCUACUGUUAUCGAGUCUACCUCCAGCGCAAGGCUAAUGCUAGACGCAAGAAAGGCGGCCCACCCGACUUUAGUGACGCUCGCGCCAUCAUGGUUGACGACGAAGGUUCUGACAGCAGCUCCACGCACGCCAAUAACCUUAACCACAACACUGAGCUGUUGCCUAUUGAACUGGAUGUCCAGGUGGGAAAAGGUCGUUUUGCCGAAGUUUACAAAGCCAAACUGAAGCAGGGAUCCACAGUCAGUGACGAGCAGGGCUUUGAGACUGUGGCAGUGAAGAUUUUCUCAUGCGAGGAUUACGCAUCCUGGAAGAAUGAGAAGGACAUUUUCUCGGACGCCGACUUGAGACAUGAAAAUGUGCUCCACUUCCUCACAGCAGAGGAGAGGAAGAUCCAGAGACAAUACUGGCUGAUCACAGCGUACCAGCCAAGGGGGAACCUCCAAGAAUACUUGAUCCACCAUAUUGUCAGCUGGCAUGAGCUGUGGUUACUGGGAGGAUCGCUUGCUGGUGGACUGGCACAUCUUCACAGUCACCACUCCCCAUAUGGCCGAUACAAGGUGCCUAUUGCACACAGGGACAUUAAGAGCUCCAACAUACUCGUGAAGAGUGACCUGACCUGCUGCCUGUGCGACUUUGGCCUCGCACUCCGGCUAGACAACUCCCUGUCUGUGGAUGAGCUGGCAAACAGUGGACAGGUGGGAACAGCCAGGUACAUGGCUCCAGAGGUCUUGGAGUCCAGGAUCAACCUGGAAAACAUUGAGUCCUUUAAACAAGCCGACGUGUACUCAAUGGCACUCGUACUGUGGGAGAUCAUCUCGAGGUGCAGCGCUAUUGGAGAGGUAAAAGAGUAUGAGCCUCCUUUCGGAAACCUGAGGGAGCACCCGUGUGUAGAGAGCAUGAAGGACAGCGUUCUCCGAGACCGGGGAAGACCUGAGAUUCCUAACAGCUGGAUCAACCACACAGGCAUCCAGGUGGUGUGUUCCUCCAUAGAAGACUGCUGGGAUCACGACCCAGAAGCCCGCCUGACAGCCCAGUGUGUUGCCGAGCGCUUUGAUGAAAUGGAGUACCUGGACAAGCUGUCGGACUGCUCCGACUCGGAGGAAAAGAUCCUAGAGGAAAUCAUUGUGGUGGACGAGAAAUAGCGCACAAUCCAAAAAAAUCAACAAAAAACACUGCUCCCUCCUGGGUGGCAGAGGUAUAACAAGGAACAGACUGGAAAAAUAACAGAGGUUAACUAUAAUGGCAGAUUUCAUGGACAAGCUUCACAGACAAACAGGGAUAUCACAAAAUAAAGCUUUUAUUACUUUU
Molecule: messenger RNA, 2140 nt
Organism: Entelurus aequoreus (snake pipefish)
Lineage: Eukaryota; Metazoa; Chordata; Actinopteri; Syngnathiformes; Syngnathidae
Gene: tgfbr2b
Product: transforming growth factor beta receptor 2b
Exons: 7
Coding region: 358-1974 (538 amino acids)
Biological process (GO): protein phosphorylation; cellular response to growth factor stimulus; heart development
Cellular component (GO): plasma membrane; signaling receptor complex
Molecular function (GO): transforming growth factor beta binding; activin binding; metal ion binding
Source: RefSeq, a predicted model, not a curated record